GGACGCAGCGCUCCGAUGUUCCGCUCAGCUCCACAGGAGAACGGUCUGCAGGAGGAGCAGGAGGAGGAGGAGGAGGAUCUUGAGGAUGCGGUGGACGCGUCCCACCUGGAGAAGUUCAUGCGGGACCGGCGGAGGGCCCGCUCCCUGCCGGCCUACCCUGCCGCGCUGCUGGACUCGGACUCCGGCAGGAAGCGCGUAAAGUUCGCGGACUCCAUGGGUCUGACUCUGGCCAGCGUCAAACACUUCAGCUCCCUGGAAGACCCGCAGAUCCCCUCCAAAGUCCUGUCCCGCCACAAGAGCUUCCCUCCCCCGCAGCAGGAGCCGCUGAGCUUCCGGUCCAGCCUGGACCCGGACCGCCUGGAGGUCUGCUUCCCGGAGCUGCGGGACGCGGAGCGGCGGGUCCGCGAGCUGCGGGUCUGCCUGGAGAGGCUGCUCAUCACGCAGUUCGACGUGCGGGGCCAGGUGCGCGUCCUGCCGGGCACCUCGGUGCGGGAGGUGGGGGUCAGGUACACCUUCAACAACUGGCUGUCCCACGUGGACGCGCAGGCGGUGCCGGCGGAGGAGUCCGGGUCAGAGGGGGUCCGGUUCGGCUUCAGCGUCUUAACCUCCCCCUUCAUGGACCCCAGCACCGCGGUGCACUUCGCCGUCUUCCUGCGGAGCGACGAGGGCGAGUUCUGGGACAACAACCGGGGCCAGAACUACACGCUGCGGUACCGGAACCAGCGCGGCAGAACCGGCUCCCCACCCCCCCUCUGAGGAGCACCGGGAGAAAAAAGCUCCUCCUGCUUUCCAUCCUAACAUGGUUCCUCCACCAUCUGGACCCACCUGCCCGUUCCCAUGACAACCGAACCCAAGCACAGGUCCAGGUGGUUUCCAUGACAACAGGAUGCUGAUGCCCGCUCAGCAGAACCACCGGAUGGACUCCAGAAUCCAGCUGGAACUUCCCGCCUUUGACUUUCAGGAUGAAAUCAGGAAAUUCAUGGGCGGUUCUAGACGGGGGCCCACGGGGGCCACUGCCCCUGUAGAUCAUGUCCUGGCCCCCGCUAUGGCCCCUGUACUGAAGACAUAAUACUCAAACAUAUUGUAAU
This is a messenger RNA of Cyprinodon tularosa, 1088 nucleotides long. It is a transcript of the gene ppp1r3g, whose product is annotated as protein phosphatase 1 regulatory subunit 3G. The coding region runs from base 16 to 756 and encodes 246 amino acids. Gene Ontology annotation, cellular component: protein phosphatase type 1 complex. The record is from RefSeq and is a predicted model, not a curated record. Gene Ontology annotation, biological process: regulation of glycogen biosynthetic process. Lineage: Eukaryota; Metazoa; Chordata; Actinopteri; Cyprinodontiformes; Cyprinodontidae. Gene Ontology annotation, molecular function: protein phosphatase 1 binding; glycogen binding. The transcript has a single exon.